UUCAUAAAAUAUAUAUUUUCAUGAUUGUUCGGAUAUAUCCGAUUAUGCUCAAUUGCCAAGAAUUUUCGAUAUAUAUUAUUCUUUAUUAAAUUAUUUUCUUAAAUAUUAAAGUAUAUUAUAAAAUACUUAAUUAUUAUGUCUAUAAUAACAGUUUUAAGACAUGAUAUCAAUUUAAAAUCAUUUUUAACUUAUUACUCUUAUUUUUCAAAAAACAAUUUACAAUCUUUAUCAUCAUUUGCAAAAUAUGCAGAACAUAAAUCAUUGGAAAAAAUUCGAAAUAUUGGUAUAUCAGCACAUAUUGAUUCUGGAAAAACCACCUUAACAGAACGAAUAUUAUUUUAUACUGGAAGAAUAACUAAAAUGCACGAGGUGAGAGGUAAAGACAAUGUUGGAGCAACAAUGGAUAGUAUGGAAUUAGAAAAACAAAGAGGCAUUACAAUUCAAUCUGCUGCAACUUACACUCUAUGGAAAGAUCAUAAUAUUAAUAUUAUUGAUACUCCUGGUCAUGUUGAUUUUACUGUAGAAGUAGAACGAUCUUUACGUGUUUUAGAUGGAGCUAUACUUGUAUUAUGUGCAGUAGGUGGUGUACAAUCACAAACAAUAACUGUAGAUCGACAAAUGAGAAGGUAUAAUGUACCUCGCAUAGCAUUUAUUAAUAAAUUGGACAGAUUAGGUGCUAAUCAUAAGAGAAUCUUGAAACAGUUAAGAGGAAAAUUAAAUCUUAAUGCUGCAUUUUUACAAUUACCUAUUGGUUUAGAAAAUAACAAUAAAGGAAUAAUAGAUUUAAUUAAUCAAAAAGCUUUAUAUUUUGAAGGAAACUUUGGUGAAGUUGUAAGAGAAGAUGAAAUUCCAUCAGACAUGAGAACAGAAACACAAGAAAAAAGACAAGAGUUAAUUGAACACUUGAGCAAUGUUGAUGAAUAUCUUGGAGAAAUGUAUUUAAAUGAAAUACAAAUUUUUGAAAAAGAUAUAAUAGAUGCUAUUCGAAGAUGUUGUAUAAAAAGAACUUUUGUACCAGUUCUAGUUGGAACUGCUUUAAAAAAUAAAGGUGUUCAACCAUUAUUAGAUGCAGUUAUAAACUAUCUGCCAAAUCCUGGAGAAGUUGAAAACUAUGCACUUCAAGAGAAUAAAAAUGAAACUGUUAAAAUUUUGUUAAAUUCUGAAAGAAGUAACAAACAUCCUUUUAUUGGAUUAGCAUUUAAAUUAGAAGCUGGAAAAUUUGGUCAAUUAACUUAUUUUCGUUGUUAUCAAGGAAUGAUAAGCAAAGGAAAUACUAUAAUUAAUACAAGAACAAAUAAAAAAGUUCGAAUUCAAAGACUAGUAAGACUUCACUCAAAUCAAAUGGAAGAUGUAUCUGAAGUUUAUGCCGGGGAUAUUUUUGCUUUGUUUGGAAUAGAUUGUGCAUCGGGUGAUACAUUUGUCAAUAAUUCUAAUCUAAAGUUAUCAAUGGAAUCUAUUUAUAUACCUGAGCCUGUAGUAUCGAUGUCUAUUCAAAUAAAAAAUUCAAAAGAUCGGGAUAAUUUUUCAAAAGGUAUCGCACGAUUUACCAAAGAAGAUCCUACUUUAAAAUAUUAUUAUGAUACAGAUAAUAAGGAAUCUUUAAUUUCUGGAAUGGGAGAGUUACACUUAGAAAUAUAUGCUCAAAGACUUGAACGUGAAUAUGGUUGUCCUAUUAUACUUGGAAAACCAAAAGUUUCGUUUCGCGAAACAUUACGUGAACCUAUCGAAUUUGAUUAUCUGCAUAAAAAGCAAACAGGAGGAGCUGGGCAAUAUGCACGUAUAAUUGGAAUAUUAGAACCAUUACCGACAGAAAAAAAUACUGAACUUAUAUUUCUUGAUAAAACAAUAGGAACAAAUGUUCCAAAACAAUUUGUUCCUGGUGUAGAAAGAGGAUUUAAAACCAUGUGCGAAAAAGGAUAUCUCUCUGGUCAUAAAAUAGCAGGUGUUAAAUUUACAUUAUUUGAUGGUAUGCACCAUAUCGUGGAUUCUUCAGAAUUAGCAUUUUUUCUCGCUGCAGAAGGUGCAAUGAAAGAAUCAUUUUUAAAAGGAUCAUGGCAAAUUUUAGAACCAAUUAUGUCAGUUGAAAUAACUACUCCUGUGGAAUUUCAAGGUAUAGUUACUGCUCAAAUCUCUAAACGACAUGGUAUCAUGACUAAUACAGAUAACAAUGAAGGAUGGUGUACAUUAAAAGCAGAAGUUCCAUUAAACGAAAUGUUUGGAUACAUUGGCGAAUUGCGAUCUACUACUCAAGGGAAAGGAGAAUUUACUAUGGAAUAUGCAAGAUAUACACCUUGUUCACCAGAAGUAGAAGAACGAUUAAUAAGAGAAUAUCAAGAAGCGAAUAAUUUAUUUUCGCAACAAAAUUAGUGAAUUCA
Apis dorsata (giant honeybee) is the source of this 2375-nucleotide messenger RNA. It is a transcript of the gene mEFG1, whose product is annotated as elongation factor G, mitochondrial. The transcript is spliced from 9 exons. The record is from RefSeq and is a predicted model, not a curated record. Gene Ontology annotation, biological process: mitochondrial translational elongation. The coding region runs from base 136 to 2367 and encodes 743 amino acids. Gene Ontology annotation, cellular component: mitochondrion. NCBI's taxonomy places the organism in Eukaryota, Metazoa, Arthropoda, Insecta, Hymenoptera, Apidae. Gene Ontology annotation, molecular function: GTPase activity; translation elongation factor activity; GTP binding.